This is a messenger RNA of Temnothorax curvispinosus, 4823 nucleotides long. Its product is annotated as inactive rhomboid protein 1. Gene Ontology annotation, molecular function: serine-type endopeptidase activity. Gene Ontology annotation, cellular component: endoplasmic reticulum membrane. The coding region runs from base 159 to 2897 and encodes 912 amino acids. Lineage: Eukaryota; Metazoa; Arthropoda; Insecta; Hymenoptera; Formicidae. The record is from RefSeq and is a predicted model, not a curated record. The transcript has 14 exons. Gene Ontology annotation, biological process: regulation of epidermal growth factor receptor signaling pathway; regulation of protein secretion.
GCGCGUUGUGAAAUGUUGUACUUAGGCUCUUUUUUUCCCUUUGCCCCAUAUUCGAGCCCCGCAUUUCGGUGACUAAUACCGAAAAAAACAGCGAACGAUUGAAUGUUGGAGACGUUGUAAUAAUUCGCGUGUGUAAUUAACAGAUUUACGUGAAAAAAAUGCGAAAAAAGCAACCAUCGCCGAGUUCCGGCACGACCGGCACCUCGACGGUAUCGUCGACGACCGGCGAGGGGGACACGGCGCAGAGCAUCGGCAUGUACCCGAUGGGCGUCGCGACGUCGUCGGCCGUGACGACGGCGACGCCGGUGACGACGGCGUCGGCGACCGUGCCGCUGGCAACCUCCGGCGUCGCCGCCGCCGGAAGCACCGGCAUCGCCCGGAGCGUUUCCGCGCCGAGCGCACCGCGGCCGGUCGUCCAGAUCACCAGCUCCUCGGCGAGCGCCUCGGCAGCGCAACGGCCGAGGCUGAGGAGGAACCAGAGCCGCACCGAGGCCAUUCGGAACUAUAUCAGACGCGAGACAGCGCAGUUCUUCGGGGUCGACGAGGAAUCGGAGACCUCGGAGAAACAGAGAUGGCUGGACCGACGGCGACGCAUGGCGUCGAGGAAGUACGGCGCUCUGGUACCGGAACACAGGCCGCCGGAUCCGGACAUCACCCGGGACGUACCGGACACGACCGAGACGCCGGAAGGUGUCACUCUCAGACGAUGGCAGCAACCAGUACGGAGGAAAGAUUCUGUAGCGAGAAUGACGCUGUCGGGUCUUCAUUACAUCGUCGAGUCGUUGACAAGGCAGCGUCCUCGCGAGCGCUCGCAAUCACGUCCGGAGUCGCGCAGCUUCCCGCCGAGCACGAUCGCGUACCUGUCGAGGACAGACCCCGACAGCGGCCAGGACGAGGACGAGGCCUUCUUUGAGAGACCCCCGCCGCCACCGCCGCCCCUUCCGCUCCCGCCGUCAUCUCAGCAGUCGCAGACGCAAAUCGAUCAGGCCUCCAGCGGACUGGUCAAGGACGAAGAGGUCGGCGCUAAGAAAACAGAUGUUCUCGACUCUACGCAGGAUCGCGAGGGGAUCAGUACCGAGGAGUUAGUUGGGUUCGCACAGCAAAAGGAUGACAGGACGACGAUCGACGGACAAGUCAGACGACCCCGUUCGAUCCCGAGGGACCAUUAUAUUUCCAGAAAAACAAGUUGGAGCAGGUCGAAGUACGACGCGCCUCCGGCGGAGGGUACGAGGGUGCCGCAAGAGGAAGGGGUGACUCUCCGCAGCCGGGAGAUAGCCGGGACCACGAGGAUCUCCCGUGGCACGAUCGAUCGUGUAUUCGACAACAGCAAUCGGCGGCGAUACGGGAUGGGCAUUGUCGGUCGUUUCUUCGGGCGAUCUUUUCGGAAAAGCGUCGCGCACAAACCGGACAUAAAGAAGCAGUUGGACAAUUUCGAGGAUCACCGGCCGUAUUUCACGUACUGGAUCACUACUGUGCAAGUAUUGAUUCUGAUAAUAUCGCUGGCCUGUUACGGAUUCGGUCCUGUCGGGAUGGAUCUCAAGCAUCGAUCGGGAUUGGUUCUCGUAACGAGUCUGUCGUUGCAACAAGUCGACUACCAGGAACCGGCGAACUUUUGGCUGGGCCCUAGGGCUGCAGAUUUGAUCCACCUCGGGGCCAAGUUCGCGCCGUGUAUGCGCCGGGACAUCAAGAUCCUGAAGGAGAUCGACGUGUGGCGGGAAAGAGAACGGGAUACUGCCUGUUGCAUCAGGAAUGACGAUUCCGGCUGCGUUCAGUCCAGCAAAGCAGACUGUUCCGUCCGGGGAUUGAGAUCCACUGCUAUGAAUACAAUAUCGACCUGGAAGAAAUGGGGACCCGGAGACAGCGGGCCCGGCGGUCGCAUCAGUGGGUCAGUUUGCGGACUGGACCCAAAGUUCUGCGACGCCCCGGCGAGUAUCGCACCUUACGAAUGGCCAGACGACAUCACCAAGUGGCCGAUCUGUCGGAAAACCAAUCCUUUUAGCCAACGUUUCAGUAAAAACGGGGGUCAACGGGGCAACGCCAACUUUCCCAUCGGCCGCUACAAGGAUAAGAUGGCGGAGCACAUGGUGUGCGAGGUGAUCGGCCAUCCGUGUUGCAUCGGGAUUCACGGGAUGUGUCGGAUCACCACGAAGGAGUACUGCGAUUUCGUCCAUGGUUAUUUUCACGAGGAGGCAUCCCUGUGCUCCCAGGUGGAGUGUUUGCACGACGUCUGCGGGAUGAUACCGUUCCUGCAUCCGGAAUGGCCGGACCAGUUCUAUAGACUUUUCACCACCAUCUUUCUUCAUGCCGGAAUCAUCCACUUGAUAAUUACGUUGCUGAUCCAAUAUUUUCUGAUGAGAGAUUUGGAAAAACUGGCAGGCUCGUUGCGCAUCGCUUUAAUCUACUUUAUCGGGGCUCUUGCUGGGAAUUUGGCCAGCGCAAUCUUUGUACCUUAUAGAGCAGAAGUCGGUCCAGCCGGCGCGCAUUUCGCUUUGCUUGCCACGCUGGUGGUCGAAGUGCUGCAUUGCUGGCCGAUGCUGAAGCACCCACGUCGCGCACUGUCCAAGCUGAUUCUGAUCCUGCUGGGGCUGCUGACGCUAGGUAUCCUGCCAUGGAUAGACAACUACGCGCAUCUGUUCGGCUUUAUCUUCGGCUUCUUGGCGGCCUACGCGCUGAUGCCGUUCAUCUCGUUUGGCCAUUACGACCGUAGACGGAAGAUCCUGCUGAUCUGGGUCUGCCUGAUCCUGAUCGUGGGCCUGUUCGCCCUGCUGCUCGCCCUCUUCUACAACGUACCGGUGUACGAGUGUGAGGUGUGCAAACUGUUCAACUGCGUGCCGUUCACCCGCGACUUUUGCGCCUCCCAGAACAUCAAUUUCAAGCGAGAGGAGCAAGCGGUAUGACACACGGGGCCGCGGUUCACAGUCGAGCGCGAAAUUGUUCCGCUCGGCCCCCGACCUCACGCUCCUCAUCAUCGCGCGCAUCACUGCAAUACGCCAUUACCGUUCGCCGCGCUCGUUCUGACGACGCUCCUCGUCGACUCCCAAAGAUGUGUCUGAAGCCGCAAGAUCGGUCGGAGCUGAAUAAAGGAAAAAGACUUUUUCGCUUGAAGGAUAACCAUAGCUCGAAAGGCUUAACUGUACGAAGCUGAAGAAAGUUGUCUAAAAACAAUCAGAAGGAAGAUUUCGCGAAUCAUUAAAGAAAGACGGAAGAUUUUUUAAUUUUUUUGACAAAAUUAAACGCAAAAUUUUGGAAGAGGUUUAAAUGUAAUAAAUUUUUUUUAAUUCCUUGAUAGAAGUGAAAGAAAAGAUCAAUAAAUAUUUUUCUUCAUUCUAGCUGGAAGAAAAACUUGAAAAGGAAGUUGUUUCUUAAGUUAAAAAGAAACUGUGAAAGAAGACCAAAAAAUGUUUUUCUUUACUGUAGUCACAGAGAAAAGGGAAGAGAUCUCAUUACGGAAAAGAAAUCUUCAAUUUUUAAAAAGGAACUAAAAAGAUAGAAGGAUAAUUUCUUGUCUUUCCGAUAAAACUGAAGGAAGAAUGAAAAUAAGCGUUUCUUUGGCCUUCAAUCGACAUUUAACGAUCUCAUCGAGCUUCGAGAACCAUCAGAUUUGCGUUAUUACAGUCGCAAGAUUUGCAGAACGCAAACUUUGAAAAUAAUCUUAUUACUUAACGACCGCGCUUCCACGACGACACUAUUCGAAUCACCGAGCUUCUGAAAUUUCGCAAACUGCAAAAGUUCCACCAUCAAAGUUUCCGAGUUUUUCGAACUUUGAGAAAUCCAACGAUCAUUUUUCGAUCGUGUUCGCGUUAUUCGUAAGAGUGAUAUCACGGUGCGUUCGGGGGACAUGGGGGUUUGAUAGUGCCUGGAUCGAGCGGGUGAAGGUGAUGGAUCCCGACCGACAUUUUUUCGCUACUGCCAACGAACGUUAGAGAAGGAACUCGUGUUCGUCGACGCACGACGAUGCCUUAACAUUAUUAAGUCUCAGCGUAGUGAGUGGCUCCCGACGUGAGCUGGCCGGGGCCCAGCGGGCCUUGAGGGAGCCCAAGGACUCUGAAUCGCCGAACGGGGUGUAAAUAAAUGCAUCGCGAGACGAUGACGGACGGAUGCUCCACGGAUCAUCUCCGGGUCCCCGCGGAGUUCGGCGCGGUUAGCAUCCACCGUUUCUCGAGGUGUUAAUAGGAUUAAACGGAGAGGCGGAGGAGAGCCAGAAAUGUAAAUAGGAUCGAGUCUUGUUACCAUUGUAAGGGCGAUCUUGUAAGCUAACUUUAGGGAGAACCUUGAAAGUGCGCACGUCUUUCGUCUCUGCACGAUAUAGUCCCCCGCACCUCCGACAUCCGGAACUAUUGUCUGUGAUGGCUUGACCUUGGAGAUAUUUUUCGUAGCACCGCGACGGCCGUAAUGACGAUGGCCGCGAGCCUUCCUGCAGGGACGAUCGGUGGAUGUUCGCUAUCUGGAUACCAGUCGAUCGCACGCUCAUGCGAAACAUCCGCCAGUUUUAUGGAACUUGUAUGUACACAUACUUUUCUUAUCAAAAUCACUUCGUGUUGUCUUUAAUGUUAUUGGAAAUACAGACAGACGUUUUAGAUAAAUGCUUUAUAAUUUUCGACAUAAAAUAUUAUGAGCCAUAUAAAACAAAAUUUCAAAAGAUUAAAAGGAUCGUUUUGUUUUUACACAUAUAGAUAUGUAUCAGUAUUUUAACGAAUCCGAUGGGUUUUUAUAUCAAGUGCUAUUGAAUCCGAACAAUAUAUGCAGAUUUUACAAAUCAUAAAAUACAUAAUUUGCUGUUAAAUAUAAUUAUUUUAAAAAGAAGAUAUUAUCCGGAAUUAAUA